Malania oleifera is the source of this 2332-nucleotide messenger RNA. Its product is annotated as protein DETOXIFICATION 49-like. The record is from RefSeq and is a predicted model, not a curated record. The transcript has a single exon. Gene Ontology annotation, biological process: xenobiotic detoxification by transmembrane export across the plasma membrane. Gene Ontology annotation, cellular component: membrane. Bases 196 to 1899 code for a protein of 567 amino acids. Lineage: Eukaryota; Viridiplantae; Streptophyta; Magnoliopsida; Santalales; Ximeniaceae. Gene Ontology annotation, molecular function: antiporter activity; xenobiotic transmembrane transporter activity.
CACAUUCCAAACUCUGAAAUUAAAAUCAAGAAAUAAGAUAUAGAAUUUAUAUCAAUUGGAAACUUUGACCCGUUUGCUGAUCUCAAUUUUCUUCUCAUUUAAUUGCUCUGUUUUUCUCCGAACCCAAAAAUUCCUCUUUAAAACCCCAAGACAUCACGCUUCCAACACGCAAAACCCCUCCUAAACCCCACUACCAUGUUCCCAUUCUCCUCCCCCGCCGAACCAGGAGAACCCCACUCGCACAUCACUGCUCCUUUGAUCCCCAAAACACCAACAGAGAAUCGCCAUGAUCAUCCUCAACGUCUAAACCAAGAACAGAGCCAAAGCCCUCGCAAAACUCCAGCACAGGAGGAUCACUGCCAUGGUCGUCAGCACCAUCGCGAUGAAAACCCAGAACAGAACCAAAACCUGCGGAGUUAUAGAGAACGCGAAAACUCCAACAAAACCCAUCUCUCUGUCGCCAUUACAGAAGCAGGGCGCAUUGCAAACAUUGCUCUGCCCAUGGUCCUCACGGGCCUCCUCCUCUUCUCUCGCUCUUUGAUUUCGAUGCUCUUCCUCGGCCGCCUUGGCAACCUACCUUUGGCCGGCGGAUCCCUAGCCAUCGGCUUCGCCAACAUCACCGGCUACUCGAUUCUCUCCGGACUCGCCAUGGGAAUGGAACCCAUUUGCGGCCAGGCCUUCGGCGCUAAGAAAUUCAAGCUCCUCGGCGUCACGCUGCAAAGAACUGUCUUUUUGCUCCUGCUGACCUCAAUUCCAAUUGGCUUCCUCUGGCUCAACAUGCAGAGGAUCCUGCUUUUCUGUGGCCAAGACAGCGACAUCGCCGCCGAAGCUCAAUCCUACAUUCUGUUCUCCCUCCCCGAUCUCCUCGUCCAAUCCUUUCUCCAUCCCCUGCGAAUCUACCUCAGGACUCAGUCGAUAACGAUGCCUCUCACUUACUGUGCAAUCCUUGCCAUUUUUCUCCACUUUCCCAUUAAUUAUCUCCUAGUUUCAGUCCUCAAUUUGGGAACAAAAGGUGUCGCGCUAUCUGGAGUUUGGACCAAUUUCAACCUCGUGCUGUCUCUGCUUCUCUACAUUCUCCUCUCCGGCGUCUACAGGAAAACCUGGUGCGGAACAAUUCCUUUACAGAGUCUGAAGCGCUGCAAAUCCCUGGUCAAUUUGGCCGUUCCGACCUGCGUUUCCGUGUGUCUAGAGUGGUGGUGGUACGAAAUCAUGAUCUUAUUGUGCGGAUUGCUAGUGAACCCCACCGCCACAGUCGCUUCAAUGGGUAUUUUAAUUCAAACCACGUCGCUGAUCUACAUUUUCCCGUCUUCUCUGAGCUUCAGUGUGUCGACCCGCGUAGGAAACGAACUCGGAGCCAACCGGCCGGCGAGAGCGAAACUCGCCGCCAUCGUCGGGCUCUCUUUCAGCUUCGCCCUCGGAAUCGCUGCCCUUUUCUUCGCCCUGACGGUGAGGAAAACUUGGGCGACGAUGUUCACGACCGACGCCGACAUCUUGGCGUUAACGGCGACAGUUCUGCCCAUAAUCGGGCUGUGCGAGCUCGGAAAUUGCCCGCAAACGACGGGAUGUGGCGCUCUGAGGGGAACCGCGAGGCCCAAAAUGGGAGCGAACAUAAACCUUUGGUGUUUCUAUCUGGUGGGAAUGCCGGUGGCGACUUGGUUAGGGUUCUUCGCUGGGUACGAUUUUAAGGGGCUGUGGUUGGGCCUGCUGGCGGCGCAAGCGUCGUGUGCGGUGGCGAUGCUUGUGGUUCUAUGUCGAACAGAUUGGGAAGAGCAAUCUCAGAGAGCGAAAGACCUCACCGAAAGCGUUUUAGGGAUUGAAGAUGAUGAUAAAGAAGAAACCAACCAUUCGUCGGAGAGUUCGUUAGAUGAUGAUGAAAAGCUUGGUCAGUCCAACGUUUAAUUAUUCUUUGAAAAAAAAAACAUCGUUCUCAUAGAGCAUACCAUACAUUCCGGUACAGUAAAGGUGGAAAACAUUUUUUCAAUAUUAUCAGAAAAAAAUAAUAUUAAAUUCUUAUUUACAUACUAAGGAAAAUUGGUUGAAAAAAGAAGGUGAGGAAUUUGAUUCCAUUCUGUUUAUUCCUUAUUUAAUAAAUCUCAAAGAAUAGAGAUAAAUUUUUUUAAAGAGGAAGAAUAGUUGAUGGCUUGUUAUUUAGGAAAUUAGAGUAGUAGGUUUUUUGUCAGCUCAAAAAUUUUUUUUUUUCCUUUUUGUUCUUUCUGACACAUAGGCAAUAUUUUCUUUAUUUUUAUUUUUUAAAAUAUUUGUAGCAUAUAAAGUGGAAAGAUAUUGAUAUUAUAGAGACAUGGUUGUUAUAUAUAGUUAUGUUUUGCUCUUA